This is a messenger RNA of Vitrella brassicaformis, 1886 nucleotides long. The record is from the annotation of a GenBank genome assembly. NCBI's taxonomy places the organism in Eukaryota, Vitrellaceae.
CCUUUUCUCCCCUCCCCUCUCUGGUUUAUUGAACGCUGCUAGACAGACAAGAUGGUGCAGCCGCUGUCACGUGCCGACAGGAUGAGCUACCUUCACGCCUCACAUCAGGUGGGCGGCCGUGCACAGACAGACGUGCAGACGGAGCAGUCAGGCUGAGUCUGCGGAUGUUCUAUGUAUGUGCUAUCAGUAAGUACAGUACAUCAUGCCUGUGUGUGUUUGGUGUGGUGAUGUGCUCCAGCUCAUCCUGCCCGCCUACCUCAAGGCGGUGGAAGAACAGGUACAUCUGUGGCAGCACGUGUGGCAGCAGCAGCAGCAGCACAGGACAUUUGAUGUCAUCCUGCGUGCGGGCGUUGGCGUUGCAUGAUGAUGGAUUUGCACUGACAUGGCCACAGAUGGAGGUGUUGGAUCUUCAGCUGCCGCCGUUCCCAUGGCGAGUCGGCUCACCUGCAAUGGACCGGUUCCCCGAGUACUUCAGGGCAGAUCCCGCCGGACUCGCACAGAGCAAAGUCCUCACAGAGUCCACACUCGCGGCAGCCACCAUCAUCCCGGCAGACAAGGCCGCCCUCCCGCCACUCUUUCCCCCGCCCCUGUUCCUCGAGGCGCUGCGGCUGGAAACGACAGAGACGCUCACAAGCCAGGUGUUCCGCUUCCACCCCUCCCUGCUGAGAGCGAGGGACGUGUUGGUCUACAGAUACAAGGCCCUGCACCCCCACCUGAGGAACCUGUUGUCCAAGCAGCGAGCUGCGUUGCCUCGUGCGGCAGUGGAGGCCUUCUACAAUGCGUGGAAGGAGUUUGAGCAGAAGUUUCUCGAGGAGAAGGAGACACAUGCUGUGGUCAGUCUGUCGGGCGGCAGCAAGCUUGUCGAAGCUUGUACUUUGACUGACGUACUCUCUCUCUGUCGCGAUUUUCAGGAGGCGCUCAUGCCGUUGGCGGACUGUCUUCUGCAGCUGGAGCCGCUUCUCGUGUCCAAGAAGAAAGAAGGUGCACGCGACUGACUCCAAUGGGCUGGCUUAUGGGUGACAGACAGUGGAUGUGAUGUCGGUGUCUCUUCGCGUGCAGCCAUUUUGCCAUGGCCUCGGGUGCAGCACCAGCGCAUCUCCACACUGAGAUGUCAGCCACCAUGGCAACACACACGGCACAGCUCAAAAGAGACAGACAUGCUGUGAUGUCUCAACCCUCCCAUCCAUCCAUCAGGUCUGGAAGGCUUCUGCAAGACGGUGGAGGUGCUGGUGGUGUACAUCCUCGGCACGUCCAAGGGGAAGCAGCCCACUGACCAGGACCCCAAACUCAUCGUAAAGAUGCACACACCACACCAUAAGCAGGGAUACCCACCUACUUUAUCCUCGAUCGUCAGGUCAUGACAGAGGCGAUUGUUCAGCAUGCGAAGCGAGUAGAGACAGAGGGCGCUGGACCGCACGGCAGUCCCUCUGCGGAUGCCACAUCCUCGUCUGAUGCAGCCUCGUACGCGGACAUCAUUAAGAUGCCCGCAGACAGGCUCAAAAUGCUCGCGGAAAACCCCAAAGUGGACACGACACGAGACACACACCAACCAGUGAGAAUUGAGAUACACACAUGUUGGUUUGUUUGGUUCAUUCAGUCGUUGGCGUUGGCUGAGGAGAUGGUUCGUGUGUUCAAUCUGCUGAUCAACCACUUCCUCGCCUGCAGAGACCAGCUGGAGAAAAUGAACCCAAACCUGGUCGGUCUGUCUGUCUACUACAUCAAUUACCCUCUCACUCACGUCAUGUGGCCACACACUCCUCGUGUGCUGGUGUUGGUGUGGGGUGUUCAGGAGCAGAACGAGGAUUUGGUUCGUGUGUUGCGGCGGUACCACGUCACGUUUGCCAAGUGCCAGAGGUCAUUCCUCGAGCCAUUCAACCUUGUCUGAG